Lucilia cuprina (Australian sheep blowfly) is the source of this 2534-nucleotide messenger RNA. RefSeq names its product DNA ligase 1-like. The record is from RefSeq and is a predicted model, not a curated record. The transcript is spliced from 2 exons. Bases 287 to 2437 code for a protein of 716 amino acids. Lineage: Eukaryota; Metazoa; Arthropoda; Insecta; Diptera; Calliphoridae.
GUACAAAAAGAAUUUACACAAAAAACUAAUAGUGCUGCCGUAUCUAAUUUCAGUAAUUUGGCAAAAGAGAAAGAAACGUCAAAUUAACGAGAAAGAGUAACCAUAUGGUUUUAAACCUGUAAAGUGGUAGAUUUUCUGAAUUCGACACACAAACAUGUAAAUUCCUUACGGGAAGAUAUUAAAAUACACCGUAGACAAAAAUUGUUGGGAAAAAAACUCCUUAAGAAUCGAUCAGGAGUUUUAUAAAACACUGACUCCUCUUAAACGUAAAACUUUUUCCGAAACUAUGCUUAAAAGAAGAAGUCCAUUUUUGCAUUGUGAAAAUCAAAAUUCUGGAAAAGAAAAUCGUGGCAAAUGUCUUUACUGCAACAAACAUGCGAAUAAUACAAAUAAUUCUAAAACAAAGGAACAAACUAUUCAUAGUAAACAAAUAUCAUGUCCAACUAGAACUCCAGCAUCAUCCUCCCCUGAACGUAAGUUGAAAGUCGAAACAACUGAAAAUGAAACUUUAACUAAAAAUGAAAAUAAUUCAGAUUUUGAAACUGAAAAUUGGUUAAAAUUAAAAAAUGACUUAAGGAAUCUUAAACUGAGACAAAAAAGAAGUGAAAUUGAAAUACAAUCAACUGAAAAGGAAACACAAAAUGGAAAUAAUAAAAAUAUAAACCAAGGACUUAUAUCUAAAAGUCAAGAACAAGAAAAUAAAGACUUGCAAGAAAAAAAGCAAACAUCUUUAACAACUUUCGAAAUUGAAACUUUUUCUAAUGGAAUACAAAAUGAAAAUGAAACCUAUAACUGUAGGGAAUCUACCCAAAUCAGUGGUUACUAUUCCGAAGACUCUAAAAAGGAGAACAGCAGCAUUUUAGACCUCAACACUUGCACCGAAAACUCUUACAAAAUGAAACCUUUAACAAAUUCCACCUUCGUUUGCCCGCAAGAAACAAGUGAAAAUGAAACACAAGAAUUUCAAACAGCAGCAAACAGUUCCAUUGAAAAUUACAAUGAAACUACAAGUAUUGAAACUAGAGAAAUAUUGUCGUCUCCUAAAAAAUAUCCUUUUUAUAAACCGGAAAACUUUCAGAUACCUCUAAUCAUUAUAAAUGAAAUCGAGAUUAUACAUCAUGGUUUAGAAAUGUCUAAAACGGAAAAGAAAUCCUUAAAAUCUUUAAAAGUCCCUUUAAUACCAAUAAAAACCGAAUUUGAAGAAAAUAAAGAAUUACAAAAGAAACUUAUUGAAAUGAAACUUUAUAAACAAAUCGAUUUGAAGGACAAAGCCAUGGCUCAGCUGUUGGAAACUUCGAUGGCUAUAGACUUUCCGAAACUGAAACACUUGUGUAAUUUAAUGUGUGAGAGAAAUGAUGAUGGCAGCUGCAAAAAAAUCCUACUGGAGAAGGAAAAAGAAAAGAAAAUGGAAGAGGAAUCUGAAGGUUUCUUUUAUUCCAUCUGGAAUGCCAUUAAAUAUCCUUUUGUACCGAUUCCUAGUAAAAUAGAAGAAAAGGAUACUAAUGAAAAUAAAAAGGAGAAAGAGCUAAUUCAAAAGGAAGAAAGAUCGCAUGAAAAAAAUACAGAAGCAACGAAAAAUAUUAAAAAAGAUUUAGAGAAAGCGGUUUCUAAGGGGAACGCAAAGGACAAUUUAGAUAUUGAAGAAGAAAUUCCAAAAAGAAUCAUACUUCCGAAUUAUUUAGAUAAGAAUUUUAAGAAAAAUCUAGAAAAGGGAAAAGAAACCACGGACAGUUUAGUUAACCAAGAAAACAACAAGGAACCGAAAGAUCUUCUUGCAGGAAAGCAAGGUUUGGAAACUCAAAAUGAAGAUAGAAUUGAAGAUUUGAUGAAAGAAAGAAAUAAGGAAUUUAAAAAUAUGGAACAGAAAGAAAUAAAAGAAAAUGGUAAUAAUAAAAUGACUAAAGAUAUAGACAAAAUAAACGAUUUUAUAGAAAAAGAAAAGGAAAACGAAGAUUUAAAUAAUAAUAUACAAAAUGCUGAUAAGAUUAUAGUUCCAAAAGAAGAGGACAGCAAAAAAGAAGCAACAGAUAACAAUAAUUUGAAAGAAGAGGAGCAAAGGAAAACAAAUGCGAAUGCAGAAAAUAAAAGUUCCAAUAAGGAAAAAGACAAUUCUUGUCCUAAACCAACAGCAAACCAGGAGUCCAAUAAGAAAAACCAAACUGAAGAACAAGAUAAAAAGAAAACCAAGAAAAAGAAGGCGGGUUUCUUUUCGUUCUUCACAAAAAGAGACAAAACUAUUAAGGACAAUUUGAAAACUUUACAAGAAUCUAGCAACGAAGACGCCAAGAAAAUCGAUGAUAUGGAACAGGUCUUAGAGGAAUUAGAGAAAGAAGAGGAAAACUUAAAACUAGAAAAGUUUAAGGAGGCUUUAAAAAAGGCUGAAAAGUUAACGUUAAUAGAAACAAAGGCCAGAUCCAAAAGAGCGGGUAGUUUUUAGAGAAAAAAACUUUAAAUAUUUAUUUAUUUGUUUAAAUAGUUUUUAAAAGUUUUGUAUAUUGAAAAAAAAUAGAGAUUAAGUACUAAAUAUUUAUGAU